Molecule: messenger RNA, 471 nt
Organism: Spinacia oleracea (spinach)
Lineage: Eukaryota; Viridiplantae; Streptophyta; Magnoliopsida; Caryophyllales; Amaranthaceae
Exons: 2
Coding region: 1-471 (156 amino acids)
Source: RefSeq, a predicted model, not a curated record
AUGAAGAUCAUCAAAGUUCCGGAGAAGGAACAAUGCAUGAAGCAUUCAAGUGAUGUUUCAAAAGGUGCCAACAUAGAAGCUACAACAUAUGAGUUUAUUUGUGGUCUGUGUCAGGUGGAAAAUGAAAACUUGGAGCACCUUUUCUUCUCUUGCUCCUAUUCUCAGGAGAUUUGGAAGCAGGUUCUGCUUUCUUUAGGUGUGAAUAGAACUGUGUUGCCUUGGCAUGAGGAAGUUCAGAUUGCAGAGAAGAAAAGCAGAAGCACACAGAAGCAAGCUUGCAAGUAUAGUAUAGCUUUCAUUGAGUCUGUUUAUUGUAUUUGGUUGCAAAGAAAUGCUAAGGUCUUUAGGGAUCAUGUUGAUCCAGUUAAGACUGUUGUUAGCAACAUUAUGUUUAAUGUUGAGUGUAGAUGUAAAGGCUUUCUUUGGAAAAAUGUGUUUGUUGAUUUUGAUUCUUCCGAAUUUUCUUCUUAG